Molecule: messenger RNA, 3827 nt
Organism: Paecilomyces variotii
Lineage: Eukaryota; Fungi; Ascomycota; Eurotiomycetes; Eurotiales; Thermoascaceae
Product: fibronectin type III domain protein
Exons: 4
Coding region: 181-3432 (1083 amino acids)
Molecular function (GO): protein binding
Source: RefSeq, a predicted model, not a curated record
AGAGAAAGUCCGCUGGUCCCGUGACCGACAAGCCCGCCCGCCAAGCCUUUCCUUCUCUCUGGCGGCGCAACAGCCAGAAGCACCAAGUCCAAAGCCGAGCGGAGGAAGCGCAUUCCUCUGGCGCAAACACUCUUCACCCUGGCUGCAAUCCACCUGGACGGAUGGACCCUCGACGCUGGGAUGUAUGAGCCGCUGUAUCUGUCCUUUGACACCUAUCCCAGCGUGGUCCCGCGUGUGAGGGUGCGAGGUGUCAUGGCUCUUUUCCUGGCGGCUACUAUCCUGUGGGCGCUGGUCUGGCUGCUCUACCGGGCCUGGCAGGUCUGUCAGACCUCGAAUGAGGUCCUCGUCGACAAGCUGGGUCUGGAUAUCCCACCGGCCCCGGAAGUAACGCUCGAAGAGAUUUCCGCCCGUGAGAUACGAAUUGCCUGGAAACAGCCCGAUUUCCAUAACUCGAUACACAAGCACAUCAUUCAAAUCAAUGGGGCCAAAGCGGGAGAGACCAAAAGAGCGGAGACGGUCGUGACGAUAUCGAACCUGAUACCCGGAAAUAUUUACCACAUUUGCGUCUUUGCAGUCAGCGCAGCGAAUUUCCAGACCGCGAGCGCCAUCCUUCAUGUCCGCACGAAGCCGGUGCCUCUGUCGCAGAGAGAACAAAAUGGUACUACGGGAGGCCCGACAAUCCGAGCGGCGAUCCCUAGAUCGACUGCGGCCUUGGCUGCACCUUCUGCGCCCGUUAUGUCACGCGAACACAGUGGUGGUCUACAGUCAAAACGCAUUGCUGGUGGACGGAAGCUCUCACCCGCAGCUACGAGCGCCGAUACGGCCCAUGUUCAAGCGGAUGACCUGCAGAGGACCCCGGCAAACGAUGAUACCGACGAGACCCUUGAACAGCUCGCGGAACGGCUGAAGACUCUACAGCAUGAGAACGAAAAUCUAGAAAAACAGAUUGCCGACGAGGAAGAGGAACACACGGCGUCAUUGAAAGAACUUGAAAGGCAGAGGGACGAGUUGAAACAGCGGGUGAAAGAGAAGGAUGAGGCUAGUGGUGAUCUCAAGAAGCACGUCAACAAACUCGAGAGCGUAAACCGCACCGUCCAGAGCGAAAAGACCAAGCGUGAGCGGUUAUUGCAGCAGAAAGAAGCGGAGCGCAAGAAACGCAAGGACGACAUCGUCAGGUGGCAAGAACAGAUGGUGCAAAUGGGCAAGGAUAUCAACCGUGCUAGGGAAGACAAGUCUCGUGUGGAAGAGGCAGCUGCUAAACGGGCUUCUGAAAUUCGGGGAAAGAUCUCCAACGAGCAGACGGAAAUGAAGGGACUCGACGACGAGAUACAGGAGAAGGGUGGUCGGAUUAAGAAGCUAGAGGAAGAGAGAAAGAAGCUCCAGGGUGGUGAUAGUGAGGACGGAAAGGAAUUGGACCGCAUCGACACUGAACGCGCACGACAAUGGGAGAUCAGGCUGGGCAAUCUUCAUGCGCGAUACGCCGCUCUGGUCAGCCUCCAUGCUCAGGCCCAGCAACAAUAUCAGGAAGCCCAGGAGCGCCUGAAAUGGCUGACAAGCCAACGACCUAACGGCUCCGGUCCUUUCGCUCCUUUGCCGCCACUGGAAUUAGAUAUGUCCCACGCUGCUGCUAUGCGUCGUCCACGCCAUCGCAGUUCGCUUAAGAGCAAUGUUUCAUCUCCGGUGACCUUCCCGGCCCUCGAUCCAUCUUUUUCGAGCGCAGUCAAUUACCAUCCUCCCACGACGAGCUCGCCUACCUUCCCUCCCAGCUCUGCAUUCUUCAACAUCAACAAUGGAAUGACUAUCUCUGGUCUGACUGACCAGUCGGAUACCGUUCGUGCAGAUUCAGAUAUAUCGCUUAGCAACCCACCCAUGAGCCCUCGUGCCGAUGCCUUGCUGCCAUCGGAUCUUCUAGGGGAUGAAGAGUCCCCAGAACUUCUCGGUGAACCAAAGCAUCCCCGUUUCCCGGACAUUGAGCCCGUCGGAUCUCACUUAGAGGAUACGCAUAGAAGAUCUCCUUCGUCGGGUUCUACAGAGGAUAAGCCUGCGGUAAUGUUCCCUAGUUCACAUGAAAACCUGGAUGGCUCCCAUGAGAACGAUGGUCAACCCAGCACAGAUGCUGAGGACGGGCCUCAUGCUGGCGUGCAGAGCGCUUCGCGUAGGCUCUCCGGGUUGUUCGGGUUCCAUCGCCAGCGUGGAAAGACGUUGGCAGAUGGGCCACCUGCACUUGGGAGUCUGAAACAAGGUCAAAGUCAGUCGUUCCCCCGAGACGUGGAUGAGAUAGAUCCUAUCGGGUCUAGACGCCGCAGAUUGAGCUACACAGGUAACUGGCCGAAUCCAAUCUCUCUGCUUCCCCGGAGUAGCACGGCAAACGUUACCGCGGACAGUUCGUCAGACUAUCUGCCUUCCCGCCGGGCUGCGUUCACGAAUCUCUUCUCUUCCUCCGGCAAACUAGGAGCAGGUGAACGCUCUGAUGCCAACACUGGAUACAACCAAUUCAGUCCCACUCACGAUCCAAUUGACCCGUCCUCUAUUCUUGGAACUGUGCGACGCGGGUCCUUAUCCCCUCGACCAUCCUCCACAUUCUCGUUCGACAACCAGUUCCCGCACCCAUCAACAGAUAAUAGACAUUUUGGCUGGCCCACUACGGAGAAAGUCAGUCACAGAAUAAGCCCUCUCGGUUUCGGAUGGGCAUCACCUACGACGUGGUCGAGGACACAGUCUCGGAGACCUUCAACUCAGUAUGGUUCUUCGAGUCAGCUACCCCUGAGUCUCACAGGGGAACCCGAUUUCUUACAGAGCUCUUUUGACAAACAUCGUCCUUUGCAGGCGCCUAUUGGGACUCGACCGUCAUCCUCUCAUAGACCGGUCACUCCGAAGCUGAACCCAGCGGCGCCGUCCUUCAAAACACUCUUCAGCAAAAGGUCGGAUAAAGAAAAGGACAAGGAUCCUGCUCCAGAGGUACCUGUCGAUUUCAACCCGGAUGAUGGAUCUCCUUCAGAACCUCGCCGUUCGAGAGAUGGCCGAUCAAUAGCCAACUCCGCGACUGAAUCUUACGAGUCCCUUGAGCGCACGCCAUCGGGGACUCCGUCUGAUACGACGAAUUCGAAAGAAUCCUUUAUCCAGAAGAUCACGCGGAAAAGCAGCUCCAGCAAGUUCAAUCUCUCGUGGAAAGACCGCUCCGGUCUCUUCUCGAAGAAGGGCGAUACCUCUCAAGGUGACAUUGAUGAGGAUGCUGGCAGCGAGGCCCAGCUUGGGAAGAGCGUUGACAGCAUAUCCUCUAGCAUCCAUUCAGUCGACAAGUCUUCCAGGAGCAGCCUGGGCUUUUUUAGCAGAAAGUCCAAGAAACCCGAAAAGUCUGUCGGCGAGGAGGGUGAGAAGACGGGAGAGACGGGUGAUGAGACAUAUGUCGAGGAGCUGUCGACAUCUGCGUAGGUGGGCGAGGAUCGUCUGCCUAACUCGGUACUUUGCAUCUGUAGGAGUCUCGAUCAGCAUUUGUUUGCCGGUGUUCUUAGUGUCCUUUGUCAGGCAAUUAGCAUUUAGCACGGUUGCAUGGAAACGAAUUCGGGUUGUCAUUUCCUGCCAAGCUUCUUUAAGCCUCGUAGGGAACAUAGGAUACGGCUGUUCCACAUCGUAUGAGUCUUCAUCGUCAGAAAAGAUUCGUAAUUUCAACUCCUUGUUCACCCCGCGCUUAGGAAUACGACGUGCUGGUGUGGCUUCUUUAUGAACCGAAUAUCUUACACAUUACACGAGUAGACUCUUUCGUCUUCGGUCAUCGGAUAAAAUUAAUUUGCAGGAGAUGUCCACUUAGCUUUGGUGCGUUUGACAUC